Molecule: messenger RNA, 711 nt
Organism: Juglans regia (Persian walnut)
Lineage: Eukaryota; Viridiplantae; Streptophyta; Magnoliopsida; Fagales; Juglandaceae
Product: TMV resistance protein N-like
Exons: 4
Coding region: 1-711 (236 amino acids)
Biological process (GO): signal transduction
Source: RefSeq, a predicted model, not a curated record
AUGAUUCCCCUAAGCACUCAAAGAGCCUCAUCAUCAGUACCGCCGUCUUCUUCCACUUCCCCAAGACCUCGAUGGAUACAUGAUGUUUUCCUCAAUUUCCAUGGCGAAGACACCCGCAAGAGUUUUACAGACCAUUUAUAUAUUGCUUUAGAAAAGAAAGGUAUUAUCACCUUUAAAGACGACGAGAAACUUGAGCGAGGAAAGUAUAUUUCUCAAGAGCUCUUGAAAGCAAUACGUGAAUCCAUGUAUGCCAUCCCCAUUAUCUCAAAAAACUAUGCUUCCUCAAGAUGGUGCUUGAUUGAACUUGCCCAGAUUGUCGAAUGCAUGAGAGAGACGGGUUUGACAAUUUUGCCUGUUUUCUACCAUGUUGAUCCCUCUGAGGUACGAAACCAAACUGGGGCUUUUGCAGAAGCUUUUGCUAGGCAUGAAGAAGACCCUAAUAUUGAUAUGGAGAAGAUACAAAUGUGGAGAGUUGCUUUGAAAGAAGUGGGCAACAUAUCUGGAUGGCAUUUUCAUCUUAGGUUGAGGAUGCAUGAUUUGCUACAAAAAAUGGGUCAAGAAAUAAUUUAUGAUGAAUCCCCCGAAGAACCUGGCCGGCGUAGCAGAUUGUGGCAUUAUAAGGAUGUCCUUCACGUGUUGAAGAAUAAUACUGGAACUGACGUGAUUGAAGGCAUGGUGCUAAACUUACCUAAUCAAAAUGAGGAUUAUUGA